GUGAUUAUAAAUUGUCAAGACACUAUCAUAAGUCGCUCACUUGCAUCUCAGACACUUCAACUAGGCAGUCAGACGGACAGUCAGAUUUACUCUUGAGAUCCAGACAGACACAAUGGGAGUUGAGAAAAUGGAGCUGGAUGAGGGACACUCGACUCUGAUGAGUGGCACCAAGAAGCCUCCCCCGGUUCGGCCUCCCAACAUGUUUGAGCGCAUCAUCCAACCCUGCCUGGCAGAGGUGGUGGGAACCAUGUUCUUCGUCUUCAUUGGGUGUGUGUCGGUCAUCGAGAACGUUGAGUCUGCAGGCAGGGUACAGCCGGCGCUGGUCCAUGGCCUGGCUGUGGCUGUCAUGGUGGCAUGCAUGGAUCAAAUCAGUGGAUCCCAUUUCAACCCUCCCUUCACCAUUGCCAUCUACCUGUGUGGUGGCAUGAAACUGUUCAUGGUCAUCCCAUACCUUAUCAGCCAGUUAUUAGGAGGGGUGCUGGGAGCUGCCAUGUCAAAGAUGAUGACAUCAAAGGAGAACUAUGCCAACGCCACAGGAGCGGCGUUUACUAUCCUCCAAUCAGAGGACCAGCUGGCGGGAGCCAUAUUUGGAGAGAUCGCCAUGACGUGCCUGGUUUCCAUGGUAGUAUUGCUAGGGGCGGUCAAUGCAAAGAGCAAAAGCCCAAUGGUGCCUUUCCUGGUAGGCUGUACUGUCAUCAUCAACAUUCUGGCAGGGGGGGAUGUGUCUGGGACCUGUCUGAACCCAGCCAGGGCUCUGGGGCCAGCGGUAAUGGCCAACUACUGGACCUACCAUUGGGUUUACUGGGUUGGGCCUAUCGCAGGAGGUCUACUGGCAGCAGGACUAGUGAGACUUGUGCUUGGAGAUGAGAAGACACGAAUCAUCAUGAAGUGACGUCCUACUGUACAUGUCCUAUGCAAGUCACUGUGGAAAACAUUUCACCAACUACGUUGUACUUUUUGGCAUAUUAUAAAGCUUUUUUUCUAAGAAACGUGAAUUUAGACUGGAAUUUCGGUUUAUUUGAAAGACUAUGAAUCUGGUUUGUAAAUGUCAGCAGAUAGUAGGAGAUGUCAUAUUGUACUAAUAUAACUUUUAUUGUACUCUCUGA
This is a messenger RNA of Salmo salar (Atlantic salmon), 1106 nucleotides long. RefSeq names its product aquaporin 8a, tandem duplicate 2 (gene aqp8a.2). Gene Ontology annotation, cellular component: plasma membrane. Gene Ontology annotation, biological process: water transport; transmembrane transport. Lineage: Eukaryota; Metazoa; Chordata; Actinopteri; Salmoniformes; Salmonidae. Gene Ontology annotation, molecular function: water channel activity. The record is from RefSeq and is a predicted model, not a curated record.